AUAUGGCGGCACCCUCGGCACUGGUCACCUCUGCUGUGCAGAAUGUCACUUCGGCUGCCCCUGCCGCAGCUCAGCCGCACACAGCACUCACGCACACAGUGCUCACGCAAGGUACAGGAUCAUCGCCACAACCCAAGCCGAUUACGACUAAGAAAAUAUCACUCGUUAAGAAGCCCACUGUACAAGUCGCUUCCUCCUCACUGGCUAUCAAUGCCCUCAAGGGCAAAAUUAAGGUUGGUGAGAAAUAUGAAUCAGGCUUCAGCAUGGCCCAUGAAGAACUCUGCGAGAACAAUGGGCGGGAACUGAAGGUGCUGGUACUGAUUACAACGGCGCCAGACCACGAGAAGCACCGCACAGCUGUAAGACAGACCUGGGGCCACUUUUCAGUGAGGAAGGAUGUGGUCAUGGCCUUUGUAGUUGGGAGAACCACCAAUGCCAAUGUUCAGAGCAACAUAGACAAGGAGAAUGAAUUAUAUGGCGAUAUUAUUCAAGCCAAUUUUAUUGAUCAUUAUAGUAAUCUCACACUGAAGACAAUAUCUAUGUUUGAAUGGGUUAAGACAUAUUGCUCUGAGUCACACUUCAUUCUUAAGACUGAUGAUGAUAUGUUUAUCAACAUGCCCUUACUUUUAAAUUUUAUCGACUCGAAGGCAAAGGAGGACCACGUAAUGUAUGGUCGAAUGGCCAAAGGCUGGAAACCUGUAAGGAAUAAGAAGAGCAAAUAUUUUAUUGAUACUAAAACCUACAGCAAAUCUAAGUACCCAGACUUUCUCACCGGACCAGCAUAUCUCUUUACGAGUGAUAUCGUAGAUGAUAUAUACCAGAAGGCUCUUGACACUACAUUCUUUGUUUUGGAAGAUGUGCUGCUUACUGGUAUAGUGGGGGAAAGUUUGAGAAUCAGAAGAGUAGGUGAUUCCCGGUUCAGGAAUGAAAAAAUUAAACUAACAGAUACAUGUGGCCUCAUGAAAACGAUAUCAAUUCAUAUGGUUAAAUUUGAAGAACAGUUCGACAUAUACAAACGGACAUUAGAUGGAAAAGCUAAGUGUAAAAUUGGAUAGCUAAAUUCAAAUUAGCUCUCUUCCUCUUCUUGAAGAAGUAGAUGCUUAAUAUCGGCAGGUAUAAGUUUACCAUGUGAUAGACAAAAUAUGAUAUAUGCUCAAAACACGACUCUUUGGAAGUCUGUGAUUCUCCGUUUCCUUAAGUGUGAUGGAAAUCAAGAGACAUUUUCAUUGAUGUCUAGUCUCUACAUCUCACGCAGUGAUGGUAACAUUAACUUAUUGUGUAAGUUGCAUAUACAGUACAGUACCAGGAUGUAAAUUUUUAUGACGAAUUAUUGUAGAAAUGAGGAAUUUAUUCACAGCGAUUUGAAGGAUUCAUGAACUACUGAGCCAAAGAUAUUACACUACAGAACAUGUGAUGGUCAUCCUCAAUCAUAUUAAUAUUUAUUUUGUGUAUUGUGUCCUUCACAAGACUUUAGAAACAUUGGUGUAGAAGGAAUAUUUUUUGUAAGACCUGUAAGGAAAGUACAGUAGAGGAUUUUUGCAAAAUGCUAAAUGACUUUUCUUAAUAAUACCAUUUCAUCGUGCAUUUCUAAGGUCCCUUUCUCUCUCUCUUGGUUAUGAUGAACAAAAGUGAAUGGCUCAUUGUUUCAGUAACUGUUCAAUAAUGAUGAGUCUUUUAUUGAUAAGGUGCUACCCCUCUCUCUCUCUCAGCGAAGGUUAGUGCAUUUAUUGAUAAGGUGCUACCCCUCUCUCUCUCUCACCGAAGGUUAGUGCAUUUAUUGAUAAGGUGCUACCUCUCUCUCUCUCAGCGAAGGUUAGUGCAUUUAUUGAUAAGGUGCUACCCCUCUCUCUCUCUCACCGAAGGUUAGUGCAUUUUAAAGUGCGAGUGAGUACAGGGUUUCACCCUACACAGGGUUCUGUAUGGGUGAAGUUCUCUCUCUUACAUAUGUUUUACCAUUACAUAGUUUCAGUGAAAAAGUGAACAUUUUUAUACAUACAUACAUAUAUAUAUAUAUAUAUAUAUAUAU
Molecule: messenger RNA, 2026 nt
Organism: Procambarus clarkii (red swamp crayfish)
Lineage: Eukaryota; Metazoa; Arthropoda; Malacostraca; Decapoda; Cambaridae
Source: RefSeq, a predicted model, not a curated record